This is a messenger RNA of Theobroma cacao (cacao), 768 nucleotides long. The record is from RefSeq and is a predicted model, not a curated record. NCBI's taxonomy places the organism in Eukaryota, Viridiplantae, Streptophyta, Magnoliopsida, Malvales, Malvaceae.
AUGAAGAGCAAAUCGUCACCGUCGAAGAAGAAUCCACCUCCGGCAGGCGAAGAACGAGAAGCCCACGAUCCGAGUAAAACGCAGCUGCAGAUUGUGGACACCAGGCCCACCUCAUCCAUGAUCAGAUCAUCUGUCGAGUUGCCACGUGGUUGGGUCGUCGAGCAACGGCCACGUGUUAACUCUGCAGCCCGUCCCGGCCGAGUUGACUGGUAUUACUAUGAAGCUGGGUCUGGACGGCAGUUUCGUUCCCUCACAGCUGCUCAGGAGUACCUAUGUGGAGACAUGGAAUAUACUCGUAGACCACCAAGAGUGAAACCUGGCAAUGAAAAUUCUAAGCAAAUUGUGCCCCACGUAUUCAGGAGUGCUUCACCGUUCAUGCUGCGUCAUGAUUGGAUUGUUGAGGAAAAGCCCCGUACCAAUGUUAGAUAUGCUGGAGUGAUUGACAGGUAUUACAUUGAGCCUGGGACUGGACAGCGAUUUCGUUCCAUGAUAUCUGUUGAGAGAUACCUUUCAGAGAUGGAAGCAAGUGGAGCUGCAUCCGAGCCAUCAAGGCCACCUGGUUCUCGGAAGAAAUUAAAAUCUGCUGUGGAGGUUGAUCCAAUGCUUGAUUUUACCAGCCCUACAGCAAAAGUAAAGUGGGUUCUUGGUGGAUCUGGUGGAAGUCCAUGGAACCCAUUUAUGGGUGAAUCAGUGGUUCCAGAAUUUGUACAGCAAACAUGGUCCGACACAUUUAUAUUAUUCAUGAAGGACAAGUUUUGUCGUGUGUAG